CCUUCCUCACGCUUCAGGUUAAACAUGGCAGCGCUCUUGAGAUCAGCGCGAGUGUUAAAGUUAUCUCCCUCUUCCCUGCUCCAGGUUGUAGGGGUGACAAAGCAUGGAGCACCGCUUCGCAGGUUGUUCAGCGGUGCAAUCGGUGGCCGAGGAAUCGGACUCUGCACAAGCCAAGGAGUUUCCAGAUCUGUCAGUGUAAACAGGUCCUGGUCGUCCUGCAGAUUGCUGUGGCCCUCAGCGGCGGGCGUGAGGCGCUAUGCGGCGGUCCCUGAGCAGCAGGGCAAGGAGGAGGGCAGCGUGGGUCUGCGCUCCAAGCAGGCCCAGCAGUUUGACUGGGCACUGGCCAAGCUGGACAGCUCUGUGCGCCGCACCGGACGCAUCACCAAAACACUGCUGCUGCGCAUCUUCCACGACAUUUGCCGCUCAGGCUACCCGAGUGGGAACCAGGCCCUGCUGCUGCUGCGGAGCUGUGGCUCUCUCCUGCCAGAGGCUCCCUUCACCGAGCGCACCGAGCUGGCACACCGCAUCUGGGACAAGCUGCAAGAACUGGGUGCGUCGUAUGAUGCCAGCCAUUACAAUGCCCUCCUGAAGGUGUACCUACAGAACGAGCACAAGUUCUCUCCCACAGAGUUCCUGGCCAAGAUGGAGGGCGCCAAUGUGCAGCCAAACAGGGUGACCUACCAGAGGCUCAUCGCAGCCUACUGCCAGGAGGGCGAUAUAGAGGGAGCCAGUAAAAUCUUGGGCUUCAUGAAGGGCAAGGACCUGCCAAUCACUGAAGCCGUUUUCAACUCCCUGGUGACUGGCCAUGCUCGGGCAGGGGACAUGGAGAGUGCAGAAAGCAUCCUAAAUGUCAUGAAAGGAGCAGGCAUUGAGCCUGGACCAGACACAUUUGUGGCACUGAUGACUGCUUACGCAGAGAAAGGAGACAUCGAAAAGAUCAAACAGACUCUGGAGACGGCGGAGGGCUCUGACGCCAGCCUGAUGGACAGGGACCUGAUGCAGGCGGUCUUCAGCCUGGCCAGAGCAGGACAUGCCCAGCACGUGCCCGUCAUAGUGGAGCGCAUGCGUCAUGAGAGGGGCUAUGUGCCAGACGCCAUGAACCUAUGCCUGAGCCUGAUCACCCAGGGUCAGGAGGACACUGCGUACACCGUGCUGAAGACCUUCCCCCGACUGCAGGAGGAGGGACAGAGUGGGGAGACGCCUGACCUGGGCAACUUCUUCCUACGCCACUGCAUCAACAUGGACAAGCCCGUAGAGAAGCUGGCCCACUACUGCAGAGACCUGAAUGACUCUGGACUGCACGCCAGCCCCAUGCAGUUUGCUCUCUACUGCGCCCUGGAGGCCAAAAAGACCGGUCUGGCGGUUGAGCUGAUGAAGGUGAUGAAGGAUGAAGGCCUCCCUGUCCGUCCGCACUAUUUCUGGCCACUGCUCACACACCACCAGCGAGAGAAGAACACACCUGUUCCAGUGUCCUCUCCUUCUUUCCCAUCUGUUGACCUGAGUACUUUCAGAUCGAGCCUCAUCUCUGGCUUCAGAAGAUCAAAUGAUGUCGAGAGCAUGGCAAAGGUCACUGAGCUUCUGUAUCAGGAUAAGAGAUUCUGCCCUCCUCCCCAUGAGCCCAAAGAAUACGUGGCCUACUUCCUGUAUAACCUGAUUGACGGCAUGGGCUCUUCAGAGGUGCAGGCUAAUGAGGACACGCUGCGGAAGUAUUUUACCCAGCUCAAAAGCCUGAAUAUCUCCAUCCCCGUGACCGUGUACAGGGGCAUCCGCAACCUGCUCGACUCCUACCACGUCCCCGAACUCAUCAAGGACGUCAUAAUCCUGGUCGACAACAAAGAAUCUGUUGGCUUCAUGGAGAUGCGUGUCCCAAAGGGUGUGGAGGGUAAGCUUGCUAUGCUGGAGGGGCGUCUGUCUGAGCUGAAGGCUGAAGGGAAGCCCGUCAACACCAUCCUCAAACAGCUCAUCCAGACACUCUGUACAGAGGAGAAACUGGACCGUGCUCUGGAGCUGAAGACUCAGAACGAGGAGCACAUGGCGAUCGGGGGAUACGCCGCCCUGAUCAAUCUCUGCUGUCGCCAUGACAAUGUAGAUGAGGCCAUGAACCUGAAGAGAGAAAUCUCUCGUAAGGACUCAUCAGUUGCGCUGGAUUCCAACAAGUACAUGACUCUGGUGCGCUCGCUGGCAAAGCAUGGCCGUCUAGAGGAGGCGGUGGCCCUGCUGAAGGAGAUGAAGGAGAAGGACGUGUCCCUGAAGGACAGCAGCUCGGUGCUGCUCUUCCACACGCUCAACGCCGCCGCGCUCAAGGGCGAGGUGGACACUAUCCGCCAGCUCCAGGACACCGCCUUCACCCUCGGACUGGCCAAGCCUACCGCCAACCUCUGCUCGCCGCUCAUCACCGUGUACCUGGAGAGCUACAGUGCCAUGUCCCGCAUCCCAGAAUUCAAGCUGAGCGACAUGGCCAGCAGUCUACUUCUCAUAACGCAUGCCAAGAGGGACCAGGUCAAAGAUGCCAAGGACAUAAUGCAGAGCAUGCUACAGGCAGACCAGGUACCCAGCCAACUGGCCAUCACCCGAUUGGUCCAGGCCAUGGGUAGCCAUGGCGACUUGCAGGGCAUCCAGGAAGUGGAAGAGAAGGUGAAAUCGAUCGGUGCUACCCUGAACCUUAGCGCCAUGGUGUUCAUCAACAACACAGCACUGGCACACAUUAAGAACGGGGACAUCGAGAGUGCAGUGGAGACCCUGGAGAACGUGUACACCCAGGGAGGGGACACUAACCGCGCCAUCAGCAUCUCCUUUGUCUUCCGAAAGGUCCUGGAGCAGAAGAACGAUCAGGCACUGGACAAAUUGGCCGCGAUGGCAGAGAGGCUGGCCAAUCACUUUGCUUCGUACCGGGCAGCCACAGACCUGUUCCUGCAGUAUCUGGACUCUGGGCUCAAUGAGGAGGCCAAGUUCAUGUUAGCGCGCUGUAAUGCCAUUGCCGAGCAGAAGGACUUCCUGUUGUCAUACGUUGCCAGGACGUCCCAACAGCCUGGAGAAGUGAAAAAAAUUACGGCACUUGCAGAGAUGAUUCCAGACUUUACAGACAAAGAGACCCUGUACUCAUACCUGAUGAAGAGUUAUGGUGUGGAUAAGGACUUGGCGUCGGCGAAGUCUCUGUAUGAGCGUGUGCAAAUGGAGGGGCUGCAGAUGGAUGAGUUGUUUAUGAAGAGGCUGGCGCUGCUCUACAGGGAGGCAGGAGAGGCCACGCCAUUCCAGGAGCCCCCGGAAUCGUUUAAGUUCUACGCCAACAAGCUGAGGGAGAAAACGAAGGGCCAAAUCGAGAGUGGGGACGACUGAGGCCGCCGAAUCGAUCCACCGUCCGACUCCGCGGGGACGACUGAGGCCGCCGAAUCUGUCCACCGUCCGACUCUGCGACGUUCCCAAUAUGUUGACGGACUUCUUUUUUUUUUUUUAUAUGUGUAUGCACAAGUAUAAAUUAUGUGUAUAAAUGUGAUUCUGUUAGACUUGUUAGCCUUGUCCCAGGAAGUUGAUGAUUUUGAAGAUGAUGUACAGAGGUAUUUAUGGUAAUAAACAAAUGACAUUUAA
Molecule: messenger RNA, 3585 nt
Organism: Alosa sapidissima (American shad)
Lineage: Eukaryota; Metazoa; Chordata; Actinopteri; Clupeiformes; Clupeidae
Gene: lrpprc
Product: leucine-rich pentatricopeptide repeat containing
Exons: 29
Coding region: 25-3336 (1103 amino acids)
Molecular function (GO): protein binding
Source: RefSeq, a predicted model, not a curated record